AUGAUUGUUUUGCUUGAUUAUUUCUCACAGAGGCUUCACAAUUCUUUCUCUCCAUUUAUACUUUGUCUCUCUCUCUCCAUUUAUACUUUGUCUCUCUCUCUCCAUUUAUACUUUGUCUCUCUCUCUCCAUUUAUACUUUGUCUCUCUCUCUCCAUUUAUACUUUGUCUCUCUCUCUCCAUUUAUACUCUGUCUCUCUCUCUCCAUUUAUACUCUGUCUCUCUCUCUCCAUUUAUACUCUGUCUCUCUCUCUCCAUUUAUACUCUGUCUCUCUCUCUCUCCAUUUAUACUCUGUCUCUCUCUCUCUCUCCAUUUAUACUCUGUCUCUCUCUCUCUCUCUCCAUUUAUACUGUCUCUCUCUCUCUCCAUUUAUACUCUGUCUCUCUCUGUCUCUGUCUCUCUCUGUUUAUUCUCUGUAUCUGUCUCUCUCUCUCUCUGUUUAUUCUCUGUAUCUGUCUCUCUCUCUCUCUGUUUAUUCUCUGUAUCUGUCUCUCUCUCUCACUCUGUUUAUUCUGUCUCUCUCUCUCUCUGUUUAUUCUCUCUCUCCCCGUUUAUUCUCUCUGUCUCUCUCCCCGUUUAUUCUCUCUGUCUCUCCUCUUUCAAUCUCCAUUUAUCUUCUCUGUCUCUUCUCUCUAUUUCUGAAACAUUUUCUAUUUUGUAAUAGCUGUACUAUAUAUCAAUUUCUUAGAUAA
Messenger RNA from Acanthosepion pharaonis, 690 nucleotides. Lineage: Eukaryota; Metazoa; Mollusca; Cephalopoda; Sepiida; Sepiidae. The record is from the annotation of a GenBank genome assembly.